AUGGCCUACACAUCUACAUUCUUAGUGUCAAACAUUCACUGCCCGUCGUGCGUUUCCUAUGUCCAGGAUAUACUACGCGGAAUAGGCGUCAUCCAAUCCGUUCAUGUUUCGUUGAUUGAUCACCUUAUUCGCGUCAAACACGUCGAAGACUCCACCCGAGAAAUCAUUGUCGGCGAGCUAAUCAAGGCAGCUUUUGAGGUCGAGCAUGUCACAACCUUCGACCCAAAUGGUGUCCGGAAUCACGACGUCGACAUUGCACCGAAACCGAUAUCCUCCCGAGCCUCGCGAUCCACAUGGAGUACAACUCGUGCCCAGCGCAAACACAUCGACAACUGUGACGCAUGCCAACGUGAGAAGGGUCGAAAAUCAAGAGCGAAAGUAAGCUGGUCUUCCCUGACUCGGAUGCGCCGGUCAAGCCCGAGCAGGAAACCCCAUACCAACAAGGCCACUGCUGUCUCGAACGAUACAUUGGUUGACGAGAAGCCUGUGACAAUUGACAUCGAUGGUUCAACCAACGAAAGCGCCAUCUCACGGUAUGCAGUCACCGUCUCAAUAGGUGGCGUAACCUGCGCAUCGUGCACAAGCACGAUCACUAAAGCUCUGGAUAAUCUAAGCUUUGUGGAAAAUGCCCAAAUCAAUCUUAUGACGAAUACUGCACGAGUAGUCUAUUCCGGGCCGAAGAGCAAUUCAGACAAGAUCGUUGCGGAAAUCGAAGACGUCGGCUAUGAGGCUGCGAUUGAGGAGAUUGAGCCUCAAGGAGAAGAGAAGCACAAACCGCAAGCUGAGGAUGACGACUACAGAGUCACUCUCAGUAUCGAAGGGAUGACUUGUGGAAGUUGCGUGGGUACUAUAACGAGAGGUUUGCGCGAGCUUCCGUUCAUCAAGGACAUCAACAUUGAUCUAGUGGGCAAUCGGGGCCUCAUAGCCUUCUCCGGCAAGAAAAAUCUGGAUACCUUACUCGAGAAGCUUGACGAUCUCGGCUACGAUGCUACGGUCGUCAAGCUCGAGGACAUCGCCAAGAAAGCCGCAGGCCCCAAGCAGGAGAGAACGGUCCAAUUGAAGGUUGACGGCAUGUACUGCGAUCACUGUCCUGACAACAUCAGGAGCGCCAUCCGGUCUUCUCUACCCCCCAGCCAGGACAGAGUCUAUACCAUAACUCAGCUUCCCUCGCUGGACGACCCAAUCAUCACCAUCACCUAUCGCCCUUCCAGUCAACUCAGUGUGCGGAGCUUUGUCACUGCCAUCGACGCAUCACAUGAAGUCUUGUCAGCGACCGUUUAUCACCCACCAACGCUAGAAGAGCGCUCUCGUCGACUGCAACGGAAAGAGAUGAGACACAUUCUUUGGCGACUGCUUUUCACCGGCAUAGUCGCUAUCCCUACCCUCGUCAUCGGGGUCGUCUACAUGAGUCUUGUGCCCAAGUCAAAUUCGACCAGGCAAUGGUGGGAACAGCCUAUCCUUGCCGGUCAAGUCAUGCGGAUGGAGUGGGCAUUAUUUUUCAUGACAACGCCAGUCAUGUUCUACGGCACGGAUUUGUUUCACGCCAGGGCGUACAAAGAGAUCAAGGCCAUGUGGAGACCGAGCAGCAAGACUCCAAUCAUACGUCGAUUUUACCGUUUCGGCAGUAUGAAUUUGUUGAUCAGUGCUGGUGCUGCCGUCGCAUACUUCUCGUCCUUGGCCGUCUUGAUCAUGGAUGCGACGGAUAGCUCACAUUUUAUGCGUCAAAGUCGUUCUUCUGACACUUACUUCGACACAGUAACGUUUCUUACCUUCUUCAUCCUCAUCGGUCGAUUUCUCGAAGCCUACAGCAAGACGAAAACUGGUGACGCGGUUGCAAUGCUCAGUAAAUUGCGGCCUUCGGAAGCAGUUCUUGUAGAAGACAAAAUCACCCGGACGAUCCCGGUGGAUCAAUUGGAGGCGGGCGACCUGGUCCAGAUCGCCCACGGGGUUUCACCACCGACUGAUGGCACCAUCGACCAGCAGGGAAUAUUUCUAUUCAAUGAAAGCUCCCUUACGGGCGAAUCUAAGCCUGUGAAGAAGAUAUUCGGCGACCAAGUCUACACAGGAUCCGUCAAUGUCUCGGAACCUGUUCGAAUCCGAGUGACUGAAGUCGGAGGCACUUCGAUGCUAGAUCGGAUUGUUAGUGUUGUCCGUGAAGGCCAAGCGAAGAGAGCUCCCAUCGAACGCAUUGCAGACAUGCUCACAGGCUACUUCGUGCCAGUGAUAACCCUCAUUGCCAUUAUUACCUGGGUUAUUUGGUUGGCCUUGGGCUUGUCAGGCACCUUACCGCGAGCAUGGCUUGAUCUGAAUCGUGGUGGCUGGGCUUUCUGGUCGCUCGAAUUUGCGAUUGCUGUCUUCGUUGUGGCUUGUCCUUGCGGGAUUGGUCUUGCCGCCCCAACUGCACUGUUUGUUGGCGGAGGUCUAGCUGCAAAAUAUGGCAUUCUGGUCCAAGGUGGUGGUGAAGCGUUCCAGGAAGCGUCCAAACUGAACGCUAUCGUUUUUGACAAGACCGGCACCCUCACUGAAGGUCAGAUGCGGGUCACUGACUUCGAACUGAUCGAAAACGGCCAGAGCAAUCCUUCGGCCAUUGACGAAAAUGUCAUCCUCGCCAUGGCUCGCAACUUGGAAGAGUCAAGUACUCAUCCCAUCGCAAAAGCAAUUGCAUCCUAUUGCGGCGAGAAAUCCUCAAAUGUGACGGUGCAGUCGAAGGAAAUCAAGGAGAUCCCAGGCCAAGGUUUGACUGGGAGAUUCUUGGUUCGAUAUGAUUCUACCAGCACAAGAUACGAAGCUGCACUCGGCAACGAAAUGCUUCUCCAACGCAUCGACUGUUCGGAUGGUGGAGAGGCCAAGCCAGUCCCAGUGAAGGACGUCACGAAGGUCGCAGUGCAGGACGACUUCUAUCUUAAUGCCAUUUUGCGAAAACAUCAGUCUCUGGGGCACUCGACUGCGAUCUUCGCUGUGCGACAGUCGUCAGAAGACCGUACAGAAGGCAAGGCACCGUCUAAUUACCGGGCUGCCGCUCUCUUUGCCAUCGCUGAUCCGAUCCGCCCUGAAACACCCAGCGUCCUUCAUUCCCUACGCGAUGCUGGCCUCGAUAUUCACAUGUGUACAGGCGACAAUCCAACCACGGCUCUUGCAAUUGCUUCACAACUGGGCAUUCCUGCCAGGAACGUUCGCGCCGGCGUCCUUCCACAAGAAAAAGCAGCCUACAUUCGCGAAUUGGAAGGGGUCUCACCUACGGGCGGCUCAUCUUUUACUGGUCGCAAAAUCAUCGCUUUCGUAGGUGACGGUACGAAUGACACCCCCGCACUCUCAGCCGCAGAUGUCUCCAUUGCACUGUCAUCGGGCUCGGAUGUGGCAAUCACCACAGCCUCAUUCAUCCUGCUCAACUCCGAUCUCAGUACUAUUCUGUCGCUCGUCCGUCUGGCCAACCGCGUCUUCCUUCGCGUCAAGCUGAACUUUGCUUGGGCGGCAGUCUACAACCUGUGUCUUGUCCCUGUUGCGGCUGGCGUGUUUUUCCCUAUUGGCGCGAGUGCCGACCAGGCUGGAUGGAGGCUGAGUCCUGUUUGGGCCAGUGUGGCUAUGGCGGCGAGUAGUGUUAGUGUGGUGAUGAGUAGUCUUGCUUUGCGGCUGCCUGAACUCGAGCUGAGGAGAUGGAGGUGGAAGAAAUAA
This is a messenger RNA of Cladophialophora yegresii CBS 114405, 3672 nucleotides long. RefSeq lists its product as uncharacterized. Gene Ontology annotation, cellular component: membrane. Gene Ontology annotation, biological process: copper ion homeostasis; monoatomic cation transport. The transcript has a single exon. The record is from RefSeq and is a predicted model, not a curated record. The coding region runs from base 1 to 3672 and encodes 1223 amino acids. Lineage: Eukaryota; Fungi; Ascomycota; Eurotiomycetes; Chaetothyriales; Herpotrichiellaceae. Gene Ontology annotation, molecular function: ATP hydrolysis activity; ATP binding; copper ion binding.